AAUGACUAUAGAUUGGUAGUAUUUACCAAAAAAUUCGUUAUAUUUACUAAUUAUUUCUCUCAGUGUACGCGCCUUGCUUAAUACUUCUGCUCAUAAAAUCAAAACAUUCGUAUAACAAGCAAUAAGAUUCAAGUGUCGCAUUUUUAUUCAAUAAGAUGCUCCGAAAAGUGAUGAGAGACGUUUUGCUACGCCGGGGUACGCCAUGGUAUUGUCCGGCUGUUUGUAUGUCGCAGUACUCGCCACGGUUUGUCGAUCCGGUGUUCAAAAAGGAAUCUAUCGUAGCUCUGGAGGAAAGUGGUGAAAUUUCGGCAAUAGCGAACAUGCCUGUCAAAGCCGCACGUAAUAACGACACCUGCUCGGUGUUCCACGACGACUUGGUUUCCAAAUUCAUAAAUUAUGUAAUGAAAAAAGGCAACAAACGACUUGCAAGGGAAUUGGUCGAAAAGGGCUUUGAAAAUAUCAAACGAAUUCAGCUCGAGAGGUACCAUUUAGCAGAAAGCGAGGAAGAGAAGGCGAAAAUAGAGCUAAAUCCGAGAGUUGUGUUGAGACGGGCGGUUGAAAAUAGCAGGCCACUUCUCCAAUUAACUCCGAUCAAACGCGGAGGUGUUAGGUAUCAAGUUCCCGUUCCCAUCACCGAGAAGAGGUCAUAUUUUGUGGCGAUGAAAUGGCUACUGGAAGCGACACGCGAGAAAGAACGAACGGUGCAUUUUCCUGAGAAAAUGGCUUGGGAAAUGCUGGAUGCUGCCGCUAAUCAAGGAAAGGUUAUCAAACGAAAGCAAGAAUUACAUCGACAGUGCGAAGCAAACCGAGCUUAUGCCCAUUAUCGGUGGAGUUAGAUGUGAAAUAGUUUUGGCUGAAUACUAUGCGAAAUAAACCUCAUGAUGGCUUAUAAUGUUUUA
Messenger RNA from Toxorhynchites rutilus septentrionalis, 899 nucleotides. It is a transcript of the gene mRpS7, whose product is annotated as 28S ribosomal protein S7, mitochondrial. Gene Ontology annotation, molecular function: structural constituent of ribosome; rRNA binding; mRNA binding. The transcript has 2 exons. Gene Ontology annotation, biological process: ribosomal small subunit assembly; translation. NCBI's taxonomy places the organism in Eukaryota, Metazoa, Arthropoda, Insecta, Diptera, Culicidae. Gene Ontology annotation, cellular component: ribosome. The coding region runs from base 156 to 836 and encodes 226 amino acids. The record is from RefSeq and is a predicted model, not a curated record.